AUGGUCGACGUCGAGGAAACAAUCAACCGAAUAAUGGCUCGCGAUGGCGUCACCGGUGUGAUCGUCAUGGAUUUUUCAGGAAGAGCCAUUAAAUCGACACUAGACGAUGCGAGCACGUCACAAUACAGCACUGCCAUUCAACAACUUUGUGAGAAAUCGAAAGGACUCGUUCGUGAACUGGACAGCGGAAACGAUUUGACGUUUUUACGCCUUCGAACGAAGAAAAAUGAAAUACUGAUUGCUCCGGAUAAAGACUAUUUAUUGGCUGUGAUUGAAAGUUUGUCUUCG
Molecule: messenger RNA, 288 nt
Organism: Mesorhabditis belari
Lineage: Eukaryota; Metazoa; Nematoda; Chromadorea; Rhabditida; Rhabditidae
Source: the annotation of a GenBank genome assembly